AUGUCUUCUCGGAACCGGAACUCGCGUGGGCCGAACCGGAACAGCGGCAGCACCCAAGGUGAAGAGGCCGCCAUCUGGUCAAACAUCAAAGAGGAGUUGCGCACCAUGAUUGAAGGAGUCAACAAUAGCAACGAUGAACUCAGAGGAAUUCUAGCCCAGGAGAAGUACAUUUCGAAAUCCAAGUCAUCCAAAGACAGCAGUUCCAUUGAUAUCGGCGCUGAAGAGGCCAAGCUGGAUGCCCUGCUCCGCAGUGGCGUUAAGGGCGCCGACGUGUCGAAGCAGCAGAUUGAUUCUCUCAUCGAAACCGUCACCAUUCUGCGGGCCUUAGUGAAGGCUAAGGAGGACGCCGAGUCCCAGUCUGCCGGGACGUCGAGCUUAGGGGGCAGGGAACGACCCAGCGGAUUGCUUUCUAGUGGGGCCAGAUCAAGCUCUGCGAGAGGUUUGGGCCAAAGAGAAAAGGAAAGGGAGCGUGAAAAGGAGAGGGAACGUGAGAGAGAGAGGGAGAAGGACCGCGACAAAGAUCCAGGAUCUGUCUAUGAAUUUGAUGGAGCUGGAGACUCGCCGGUUCCGUCUCCGGCUGGCAACCAUACCCGGAAGCUGGGUGGGAGCGUUGGAGGGAGCGACAGGUCUGCCAACCGGGAUAGUGUUCCCCCACGAGGAGAUCGUGACACGCCAGGCAAGGCGGAUAGCGUUCCCCCUGAUGGCGGCUUGGGAACUGGAACGGCGCUGCAGCGAGCACGCAAUGUGUUUCUACGAGGACAGGAUGUGGUGUUCAAGCCCAAACCAACCACCAGUGCGGACAGCACCGAGUGGAUGUUGGGAAAGGUGCAGCAAGUUCUAGGCGAGGGCAAGUCACGACGAUACAAGGUGCAGGAUGCUGAUCCGGACCUCCCACCAGACCAGAGGGUUGAAUAUCGCACUAGUGCCAGCAGUAUGAUCCCCCUCCCCCCACCUGGGGCUGAUCUUCCCGAGCUGGAGAAGGGAAAGACAGUGUUGGCGCUCUAUCCAGAUAGCACCAUGUUUUACAAGGCUGAGGUCAUGGGCGCGGAAGCGUCGACUGGAAAAGUAAGCUUGAGAUUUGAGGGCGAGGAGAACAGCGUGACGUUGCAACUGGUGGACCGCCGAUUUGUGGUGGAUUUUCGAAACUGA
This is a messenger RNA of Podospora pseudocomata, 1149 nucleotides long. RefSeq lists its product as uncharacterized. Gene Ontology annotation, cellular component: SAGA complex. NCBI's taxonomy places the organism in Eukaryota, Fungi, Ascomycota, Sordariomycetes, Sordariales, Podosporaceae. The transcript has a single exon. The record is from RefSeq and is a predicted model, not a curated record. Bases 1 to 1149 code for a protein of 382 amino acids.